UUGUUGAAAUUUAAGUAACCAGGGAUAAAGUUAAAUAUGAAGAGUUCCUCUAAGUCUAAUGUCAGCUCUGUAACCGUAUCAGAAAAUUUUUGGCGUUCAGGUAAGUUUACAAGGAUUAACAGCCUUUACAGACUUCCAGGAGAUCUGUUAUGAUCAACUGUUUUCUACAUUCUCAAGAGAUCUUUGGGAGUAAACUGGUUUUCUUGAUCCCCAAGUGAUCUUUGAAAAUUCUGACAAGGCUAUUUAUUUUACAAUAAAGGCGGCAAAGUCAUAACGUUUUGAAGAUAAUAUCUCAACUUGUGAAAUCCUCUCUGGAAAUCUGCUCGGAAGAAAUCCUAAAAUGCAAGUGGUCAGUGACUCUAACUACAAAUGUACCCUGUCCAGGGAAAGUCUGGAAAAAGCUAAAAGAGAACUGAAUGAAGAUCCAGACACCAGGCUGAUUGAGGUGAAAACACUUCGAACUAGAUUGGAAAAAGUUCCAGGUUUGAAAGCUAGGACAGACAUCAAUUUUCUUCUGCCAUUCCUGCGCGCUCGUAAGUUUGACCAGGAAAGGGCUUUUCAGCUGGUCAAAAAUUAUUACGAGGUACGUCGCGAGUCUCCGGAGAUCUUCGACGACCUGAAACCAAGUCGGGUCCAGCAUGUUAUUGACGACGGCAUUAUUGAAGUGUUGAAGGAGAGAGACAAUCAGGGCUGUCGUGUGCUUGUGGUUAGGCCAGGUAAAUGGGAUCCGGACAGAUAUUCGGUUCAGGAAAUGCCUCGUUCUACCUAUUUAUUGAUGGCUAAACUUGUGGAGGAAGAAGAAACGCAGGUUCACGGAGUCCAUAUUAUCAACGAUCUGAGUGGCAUCACAUUGAAACAAGUCUCACACAUUGGCCCCACAGCGGCCAGACAAUAUGUUCACAUCAUGCAGGAUGUUAUUCCUUUGAGACUGAAAAGAUACGACUAUGUGAACGAACCAAGUUUUUUCGACGUUCUCUUCACAAUCUUCAAACAGUUCAUGAAAGAGAAACUCGUUAAAAGGAUUUAUCUCAAUGGUUCUAAAUUUGACAAGCUUCAUGAAUCAAUGAACCCAGACUUUCUUCCAACUGAUCUGGGUGGACAACAGAAGCCGUAUGCAAAUAAGGAAUGGAUCCAAGAUUUUAUGUCUUCAGACCUCCAGUUCACAGAAGACAAUAAAUAUGGAUUUGUCAGUAUGACUCUCAACACAGAAAAACAAGACAGUAAAAACAUAGAUGCUGGAAUUCAAGGCUUGGGAGGGACAUUUAAAAAACUGGAAUUAUAAUAAAAAUAUAUUUUUUU
Molecule: messenger RNA, 1299 nt
Organism: Biomphalaria glabrata
Lineage: Eukaryota; Metazoa; Mollusca; Gastropoda; Planorbidae
Product: alpha-tocopherol transfer protein-like
Exons: 7
Coding region: 341-1282 (313 amino acids)
Cellular component (GO): membrane
Molecular function (GO): phosphatidylinositol bisphosphate binding
Source: RefSeq, a predicted model, not a curated record